Messenger RNA from Neomonachus schauinslandi (Hawaiian monk seal), 1770 nucleotides. It is a transcript of the gene LTAP1, whose product is annotated as chromosome 6 C1orf43 homolog. The record is from RefSeq and is a predicted model, not a curated record. Gene Ontology annotation, biological process: phagocytosis. Bases 245 to 1036 code for a protein of 263 amino acids. NCBI's taxonomy places the organism in Eukaryota, Metazoa, Chordata, Mammalia, Carnivora, Phocidae. The transcript is spliced from 8 exons.
GCAGAUCAUGCGCUUUGCAAUGAAAUCCCGAAGGGGACCUCAUGUCCCUGUGGGACACAAUGCCCCCAAGGUUUUACUUGAGGAUGGGGUUAGGGGGUUCCUCAGCCCCAGGUCAGUGGGAAGGGCUGCCUUUGCGGAACUUUAGAGCGACGAGGGCCUCAGAAAGCGUUUAGUUGCACCCUUCGUGUGACGAACUGAAACCUAAGAGAAGGAAGGCGCUCGGUGCGGGACACGCGGACCGGGAAUGUCCGAGUGGUCUUUUUGUCCCAGCUUUCUCCUCAGCUGCCGCUGCAGCGUUUCCGCCGCGUCUGACAGGCGUCUGAGACGAGCGGGUCUAGACCAGAAGUCUCGCCCCCCCCCGGCUCCACCCCCUUGUGUGGCUGUCGGUGAUCCCAGGGUCCAGCUGGGAUCCAGCCGCAGGGGUGGAUUUCCAACGUUUAAGGACUUAAAAGAGGAGAUUGAUAUCCGGCUAUCCAGGGUUCAAGAUAUCAAGUAUGAACCUCAGCUCCUUGCAGAUGGUGAUGCAAGACUGCUACAGCUAGAAACCCAGGGAAAUCAGAAUUGCUACAACUAUCUGUACAGGAUGAAAGCUCUGGAUGCCAUCCGUGCCUCUGAGAUACCAUUUCAUGCUGAAGGCAGGCAUCCCCGUUCCUUAAUGGGCAAGAAUUUCCGCUCUUACCUGCUAGAUCUUCGGAACACUAGUACUCCUUUUAAGGGUGUGCGCAAGGCCCUCAUUGAUACCUUGCUGGAUGGCUAUGAGACAGCCCGCUAUGGGACGGGGGUCUUUGGCCAGAGUGAGUACCUGCACUACCAGGAGGCCCUGAGUGAGCUGGCCACUGUGGUCAAAGCACGAAGUGGGAGCUCUCAGAGACAGCACCAGUCGGCAGCCAAAGACCUAACCCAGUCUCCUGAAGUCUCACCAACAACCAUCCAGGUGACAUACCUCCCCUCCAGUCAGAAGAGUAAACGUGCCAAACAUUUCCUUGAACUGAAGAGCUUUAAGGACAACUAUAACACACUGGAAAGUACUCUGUGACGAGCUGAUGGAAGCUGCCAUGCUGCUGGUGGGGCCAGCGGCCUCAGGUCAUCUGGCUGGUGGGUCCAGGUCAGCUGAAAUGCCACAGUGUCCAGAGCUCUUAGGGUUCGUGCCUAGAGAAUCAUUCUCCAGCUUGUUCUUACAGCCCAUUUCAGAGAAUCAGGACUUUAUUUUCCCUUGGGAACACUUUUUUUUGGAGUUGAAUUCAGAUGUUUUUCUUAAUGUUUCCAUCAAUGCUUCCUUAAAAAUCCUCACUUGGUUUUGAUUGUAGUUCAUCUGCCUCUUUUUUCCCCCCUUUUCCACUCUAAAUAAUCCUAAGAGUGAGAAUUGGGGUGGCAGGGCCUGGUGUCUUCCAUGUCUACCCCUUUAUACAUAGAUGAAUGGGGACCAUUGGGUUUGAGACAUCUUAGAGGUGAUUGGUAGGACGGGCAGAUGCGAGCUGGUGGGGAGGUCUAGUGAGGCCAUGCUUGCUACAUGGAACAGCUUGCUGGUGCUCCACUUAAUCCAGGGUGUGUGGAAACAUUAACACAACUUUCCUGACGUGCAAGGAUCUGCCCUUAGGCUUUCUUUCCAUACUGUCUUGAAUAAAUGGAAAAGGGAAUGGUGGCAUCUGACAUAAUCCCAUCCCCCCCACACUUACUGGGGAUGCUGUGGGACAGUGAAGAAAUGUCAGAUCAAUGCACUGGUCUGACAUUGUAGAUUAUUUAAUAAAAUGAACAAUUAAAAAAACAUGA